Messenger RNA from Leptosia nina, 1275 nucleotides. Lineage: Eukaryota; Metazoa; Arthropoda; Insecta; Lepidoptera; Pieridae. The record is from the annotation of a GenBank genome assembly.
AUGCUUAAAAACUUUUUUCAGUUCUGCAAUGAGGAGCUACGACCCGACGGCGUAUGCGCAGCGUGUACCAAGCUAGCGGUAUCCGCGUUCGAAUUUCGAACGCUAGUCAAGAACUCGCAAAACCUCUGGAUCAACUGUUACAAUUCGUUCGAUCUUAUAGAAACUGAAGCAUAUUCUAAGUCUUUAUAUGUCAUUUUAAACGACAAUUUAUCGUUGCAAGACAUACAGGCUUUUAAUGGAGACAUAAAGAGCUACAUCGAGCACAUCACCAAUCCGUCUAAACUAUUGAUUGACAGGACAGAUAAAAAACAGCGGAUGUCCAGAAAUGGCCCGAACUGCACCUGCACUGACUGUGGCAAAGAGUUCACUAGUCCAUAUUAUUUGAAUUUGCACUUGAAGAAUAGUAGCCAGAAGGAAGCGUGCUGGCUCUGCGCAACUAUAUGCAAUCGAGGUGACGAUAUGAAGAAACACUUCUCGGAAAUACACAAAAUCGAGAUGCGCUCGUGCAAAAAAUGCCCAUUGCUCUUCAAGAGCAACCAGGAGUUGGAGAAGCACGUGGAGAAGUGCCACAGAGCCAACAUCCACACUUGCACGGACUGCGGUAACUCUUUCAACAAGCACGCGUCACUAGAACUUCAUUCACAGAUGCACGUGGUGAGGACGUGUAGAGUCUGUGGGUCGCAGUUCGCAAACCGAGGCUGCUACCGCUACCAUAGAUCCCAGUGCGAACCAGACGCUAAGCCAGAUUUGAAAACGCUGCCUCGAAACAAACGGUCCAACGUCCGCGACCCAGCGAUGUACAUCUGCGAUUACUGUAAAAAAGUCUACCCGACAAGACCACAGCUGCAAAAUCACAUAAUCUGGAUUCACAUGGACCACAGGCCGCAUCAGUGUCAAUGGUGCGGGAAGAGGUUCUACACCGCCGCACGCCUAUCGGAACAUAGUGUUGUACACACGCGGGAACGAAAGUUCAGUUGUGACAUCUGUGGCGCGAAAUUGGUUUCCAAGAUGGCGGUGGUCUACCACAGACGGCGGCACACGGGGGAGAAGCCCUACGAAUGCGAGGAUUGUGGAGAGAAGUUUAUCUCGUCUUCACGAAGGACGGAGCACGCUAAGCGGAAACACGGGAAGGGACUCAAGUUGAACUGUGAGUUUUGCAAGUUGAGUUUUGUGAGAACACGUGAACUGAAGAAACAUAUCGUUAGGGUGCACUGGUUGGAUAAGAACGUGAAAAAGGAAAGUGAGAUCACGAUCGAGGAACAUCAUUUGUGUUAG